UAAUCUGUCUGUUUGCUCACCAACAUUAUCUUCAUCUUCUUCUUCUUCAUUCAGUUCUACUUGUUGUAACGUGAAUUUACAGUCAAGUAAACAAGAGGCAAACCGGUAAAAACUCUGUGUUUACAUUGACUUGGCCAUUCACAAGGUUUACUGUUUUCUUCCUGGUUACUUUCGUUUUUUUAAAAUUGUUACUGUUUGUUUUAAUUGUGAAAUUGAUUUUUCCAUCCAUUAAUUAACUAACCAUCUUUAAAUUGCAAGUUGAGGCUAUUUGGUUAAGAGCGACUUGAUAAAUCCACAACCAACUGGAAAAGAGUUACAUUGUUAACUAGUUUUCAAGUGAUGGUUCCUACUGUUUAUUGUUGAGCUUUAUUAAUGUGUUGUUAUUUUAAUAACUGUUUAAUUAACUUGUCAUCCAACACAAUUGAUUGAAUGUACCAAUCAGCCUUGUAAACAUCAAAAAGGAACCAGAAAAUCAACCCAAAUCACCAGAAAAAAAUAAGACGACUGCAAAUCCAUUAGAAAGCGAUUUAUACAUGAAUCUCUUGAAGAUUGUUGUUUUAUUUGAACAUUACUCUGGUAAUUAAAUGGAUUGCUUGGUUGAUCAUUUGUCCUACAGUUUAUUGAGAAGCAGUCUAAAUCAAGAUCAAUUUAAAAUAAACUGGAUCCAUUAACCAUCAAUCAUGAUCUUGAACAUAAGGUGACACCAAGAUACAAGACGAAGGGACACAAUUAAAAGCAACAAUUCUACUCAUUUAAACCUCUCAAUCUUGCCAUUUUUCUUCUUCCCCUCAUCAUUAUCAUCUUGUGCAUCCCAUGUUCAUUCCAAAAAUAAACAACCAAUCAACUAGUGUAAAUCUAACAACCAUAAAUCAUGUCUGUCUGGAAUCGACUCACAACACAAUCGUUUGAUUUGUAAACUCAAAUUUUCUUUCCAUCAUCAUUAUUAAAUCCAUAGUAAAUACAAUCGCCAGUUUAAACCAUCAUCGUCAUUCCCAUGCUCAUCCUUAAAACCAACCUCGUUCUUGGGUUAAAUGGCAAAACUAUUGCAAGUCAAAUUAAUACCAAAGGAUAACAUUAGCAACAAAACUAAACCAAUCGUCUGACCCUAUCCGACAGACCUGAAAUCCAUUGACAGCGGCAAUAGCCAGUCAGACCGAUAGCAAGUCAUUAUUGUUAAUAAGCCAAUGUUAAUCACCAAAGCCUAAUGUUUAUACUUAUGCAUGUUCACCCAAGUUUAACCUAAUCUCAACUAAACCAAGUUUCUUGACCGCUUUAACUGCAUAUUCAUUUGUGUACAUCUUACGGUGAAAUUUGUGAUUAGUUUAUGUACAAAUUGUGGACAUUUAGUGCUACCAAUUUGGCUUCAAUUUCAAUCUCCAUGUUACUUCAAGUUAACCAGUGUUGAUUGUUUCUCGAUCACUUAAUUUGUUUUGUUUCUGGUGGUGCGAGGUUAGCCACGCUAUGAAUAUUAUCCAUGUUUCUCAAGCGAGCGAUGAGGUAUUAUAGAGUAUGGAUAUAUUCUUGUAAUUUAGCAUUAUUCCUAUCAACAUUGGUAUUCAUUAUACUUUCCUUAUGGAUUGCAAGUGACUUCCAUCUCGCUCUUUUUCCAAGUAUAACCUUUUACCAGCCAUCAUUCAUUUAUGCAUACAUGGCUUUAACCCUUCAAUCCGGAAUCCUUCAGGCAAUCGGGUGUGUUGGUGCUAACCGAAUGAAUGAACGUCUUCUAGGGCUCUAUUGGCAAAUUAUAUUAGUUUUACUAGUUGGAGAUAUUGUUGUUGGUAUAAUUUGGCUCUUCCGUUAUAAUUUAUUACUGACCAAUCUACGAUCUGAUCUCAUUUAUCGUCUCGACAAUGAUUAUGGCUUUGACACAGAUUUCCAGGAAUUAUGGGAUCGUGUUCAAAGUGAACAUCAAUGUUGUGGUAUCGAUACGCCUUAUGAUUAUAAUAUGACCCAAUGGUUUGAACGUGAACAUGCUACUUAUGAAGGUGCCCAGUUCCUUGUGCCACAAAGUUGUUGUGCCUAUCAUCGUUUCCCAAUGAUACCAACCAUCGUUGACUCCAAUCAAAGGGGAGUAGAUGAAGGAGGAGGUGUUGCCGGUACUAAUGCCGGUGGAGGAGUUUCAAGUGGUAGUGUUACAAGUGAAAGUACGGUUCGCAAAGGUGUUCACCAAAAAACGUCUGGUAGUGAUAAUAUAAAUAGACGGGGUAACAGUGGUGGAGGUGGUGGUGGAGGCGGUGGAGGAGGAGGAUAUAAUGAUAAUACAGUGAUUGCUGCUAGGACCACAAGUGCUGAUUGUAUGGAUAGUUAUGAACCAGAAAAUAUUUACACAACUGGUUGCUAUAGUCAGAUUCUUGACUGGUUACAAUCAAGUGUCGAUUGCCUUUCGGUUAUUGGAUUUUGUGUGUUAACCUUUCUUAAACUUUGUUUUGCUUUUAUCUUACGUUAUGAGUUAAAAGAGAUGAUCCAGAAGAUAAACUUGAUCAAAGGUGAUAAAGAGAGGGAUGAUUCAAAUGCUUUGCAACAUUUAGAGGCUUACCUUCCAAGACCGUCCAUUCAAAAUGAUUCAAAUCAAGCUCUUCUCUCCAAUCAAGCACCAAAUAGCCAACUAAAUAAUAAUACUUCUCAUAUUAAUAAUACUAAUAGUAAUAAUGUGAAUAAUAAUAUUAAUAUUGAUAAUAAUAGUAAUGGUAACAAUAAUAAUGUUAUCAAUUCUAAUGCUAAUAUUACCAACAAGCGUAACCUGAUUACAACUAACCAAUCAUUUAAUAGCUCUGUCGGUAGCUAUGGAACGAGCUGUGUUGACUCGGCAACAAUAAAUAUACCUGGGCGACAUUCGCCUCAAUCUUUAGGAACUUUAGGAAACACUUUUUCAUCAUCCUUAUCAACUUCGCCACCAACUAAUCGCUUGAUAAUCUCAUGCAAUGUGUCAACAACCACAAGUACCACCACUACCACAAAAUCAUCAAACCAGAAUCCAACUACAAUAAUAAUCUCGUCAACAUCGACAACCCCUGCAACCUUAAUUACAACUGUAACCAGCUCAUCAGGAGCUGAAACAACCAUUUUACCUCCAUCCUUUUCCCCAACUACAUCAAACAAUGUUAAUUCUAGCUCGUUUAUUGGAUUACUUAACAGACCGACGGGCGACAAAUCAAAUACCAAAAGCAAGUCUUUCAACAAUAAUGGCAGCAACAAUAAUCAAGUAUUGGUGACUAAUUUUUAAACAAUUAACAAAUGACACACACACUUACGUACAUACAAUAACAACGAAACCAUGGAUUUUUAAAGCUGAUAGUGAUCACGACGAGAAUCGAAUUGUUAUCUCCUAACUGAUGACUUAUUUACCUGUUUAUCUAUUCAAAUUGUUUUAUAAUUACUUAAAUUGACAUUAAAUUUGGAUAACCAAAUACCUGCUCUUAUUAACCAAACCUGGAAUCGCAAUUGGUACCAUUUGUUGGUGAUAACAACUUAUGAAAAUUUGUUGAUUCUCACAAUUUUGUCUUCUUUUUCUCUUCUCUCUCCCUUUCUCUUCUUCUUCUCUCUCUCUCUCUCUUACAGACAAUUAGAUUAAUUAAAUUAAUCAACUUAAAAAUAAAAUUAGCCUUGAAAGUGCAAAAUAAUAAGGAAAAAUGAUGAAACUAAAAAAAAGAGUUUCAUUGAUUGUUGAUAUUACACGGUGAUGUAUGGUUAAUGAUUCAAGCCAAACAUGCCACAGAAAAGUUUAUUGUAAACGAUUCUGAUUUAAAAUCAACCGAUUUAUUCUCACUUCUUUCUCUAUCCAUCUGUUUAUUAAUUAAUAAUUAAAUUUUGUAUAAAAAUCAUUUUGUAUAAAUUGUAGAGCAAAUCAAGACAAGAAGCCAAGCAAAAAAAUAAAUCAAAAACUAAUUAUA
Messenger RNA from Tetranychus urticae (two-spotted spider mite), 3890 nucleotides. RefSeq lists its product as uncharacterized. NCBI's taxonomy places the organism in Eukaryota, Metazoa, Arthropoda, Arachnida, Trombidiformes, Tetranychidae. Gene Ontology annotation, cellular component: plasma membrane. The record is from RefSeq and is a predicted model, not a curated record.